Molecule: messenger RNA, 246 nt
Organism: Geosmithia morbida
Lineage: Eukaryota; Fungi; Ascomycota; Sordariomycetes; Hypocreales; Bionectriaceae
Exons: 1
Coding region: 1-246 (81 amino acids)
Source: RefSeq, a predicted model, not a curated record
AUGCGGUCAUCCAUUCAUAUCGUCCUCGCCGUUCUAGAGUGCCUGGCAGUAUCCAGCCUAGCCCAGACACCCGCUGGUUCGCCGCCUCCCGCUGUAUUUUCGCCCCAACCCACCAAGGCACUCUGGUCGCCAGAGGAACUCUUGGCCUAUCUCAAAUCGAAAACAGACGACCCAUGGCCUACCAGCUGUCCCGUGAGCCAGUGCAACGAGAUGACAGACGACUGCGGUCAUCACUGGGGCGAGUAA